Messenger RNA from Tetranychus urticae (two-spotted spider mite), 1586 nucleotides. RefSeq lists its product as uncharacterized. Gene Ontology annotation, molecular function: mRNA binding. Gene Ontology annotation, biological process: positive regulation of translation; nuclear-transcribed mRNA catabolic process, nonsense-mediated decay. Gene Ontology annotation, cellular component: cytoplasm; nucleolus. The record is from RefSeq and is a predicted model, not a curated record. Lineage: Eukaryota; Metazoa; Arthropoda; Arachnida; Trombidiformes; Tetranychidae.
AUAAUCUCAUCAGUUGGGUUUACUGUAAAAAGCUUUUGCUUUGCUGACAUACAGAUGUGCAUUUGUUUACAUUUAAAGAGUACAUCUAUUAUAAAUUAUUUAUACCAGUUAAACUGUGAUUAAUAGUGUCAUCAUGAGUGACAAAAAUUCUGACAAAUUUUUGUCUCAAGUCGUGAUUCGUCAUUUGCCACCAACCAUGACAGGAGAACAAUUUAUGAAUGAAAUAUCCCCGGUUCCAGCUCACAAUUAUUUCCAUUUUCUUAAAGCUGACUUGAGUCUUGGUCAAUGGGCUUUCACGCGUGCUUGUAUAAAUUUUAUUCGUAAAGAUGACAUAUUCAUAUUCAAAGAUAAAUUUGAUGGCUAUGUAUUCCUUGAUUCCAAUGGAACUGAAUAUCCAGCUACCGUUGAAUUUUCACCUUACCAGAAAACUCCUAGACGUCGGGUAAAUAGCAAAGGUGAACCAUUAACUUGUAAACAAAGGGAUCCUAAGUGUGGUACCAUCGCAGAUGAUCAAGAUUUUAAGAAUUUCAUGGAAAAUUUGAGUACCGCAGAAAGUGAAAAAAAUCCAGCAUCACUUGAGGGUUACUUGGUAGAGAUUGAAGCUCGAGAAAAGGAGUUGAAAGCGAACCAUGGAACUGCUAAAGUCAUCACACCACUAAUCGAAUUUAUUAUCCAAAAAAAGGCUGAAAAGAUGAGGCUCAAAGAGGAGAGACGUGAAGAAAGACGAAAACAAAUAGAACAGAAAAAGGCCGAAGUUCAUAAAAAAGAUGACAAAGUUACUAAAGUCAAGCAAAGAGAUAGAAAGAAUAAAGUAAAAGGUAACAUUUCAGUCGCCAAAAAUGAGAAAAGGAUUAAGGAGAAAGAGAAGGAAAAGGAAAAGGAGAAAGAGAAAGAAAAGGAGAAAGAGAAGGAAAAACCUAAAUUUAAAGAAAUUCAGAAGGAAAAAGAUAAAGAUAAAGACAAAGACAAACCUCCCGAAAGAGAAAGAAAAAGAGAGAGAAAUCAUAAUAAAAAAGAUCGUGAUGGUGAUGACAAGAAUAAACAUGCAACCGGGGCCAGUAAAGAUCCUGGGAAGGAAACUGAUAAAGAUUCCAAAAAGGAUAAAAAUAUUGACAAGAAUAGUUAUUUUGUCGUAACAUAUUCUGGAGAUAAAGGGAAAGAUGGAGCCCGUAGAGGUGAUUCUAGUUCAGGGAAGCAAUCUCAACAACCUGGUGUAUCCAAAAUGGAUACAAGUCAAAAUAAUGAAAUAAAAACAACAAAGAAAGAAAGCGAUUCUUCCAAUGACCAAAUUUCUCCCAAUCAAUCGAAAGCUACCCCAAAAGAAAGUAAAAAAUCUGAUAAUCAGAGAGUCAGAAAUAAAGAUCGACCCGCUUUAGAGAUAUAUCGACCAAGAAGAGCUCGCAAUGCGACGAGUAACUCGAACGGAUCAAAUUCUGAAUCAAAUGAUCGUCCUGAAAAUAAGCCAGAAAGAAACAUGAGAAAAACAAAAGUAUAUACACGAUCGCGUAAUACUGAUUAGGAUUGUUGUAUUUUGGAUUGUUUAUACUUACCGAUAUUAUUUGUAAAUAUGAUAUUAUAGUAUCAAU